AUGGAAUUAUAUUCGAUAGAACAAAAUCACGAAGAAUUGGACCUGAAACUCGUGCAAGCAAUAAAAAAUGGUAAUACCGUAGCAGUCAAACAGCUUUUGCAGGAGGGAGCCGAUGUAUGGUAUAAGGACGAAAAGGGAGUCAGUCCCUUGCAUGUGGCCUGCGAAAUUGGUAAUUGCGAUAUCGUCAGAAUGUUGCUUCAAGAAGGACACCCGUGGAAUGCCAUUAACGUAGACGGAGAAACUGCCGGAGACUAUGCCAAACGCAAUGGUCACACCGAGGUUUAUGAGAUGCUCGUUGAAGAGGGUUGUCGAGUCGAAUUGAUUUUUGGAGUGCUUGGCGCAAAAGAGAAAAAUGAACAACCCUCAAACAUCCAGUAUUUAUCGCAGCCACUAAAAUAUUCAGAGGAUGGCACAAAACUAUUGGAUUUUGAAAACAAUGGUGUCAUGAUGGGUUGGGAAAGGCCAUUGAUGGAAAGGCACGCGAAAUUACUUUGCCCGCGAGAAGGCUUGGACAUCCUGAACAUUGGUUUUGGUCUCGGAUUAGUUGAUACAGCCAUUGAAGAAUAUAAACCACGUUCGCACACAAUCGUCGAAGCUCAUCCAGAUGUUUAUAAUCAUAUGAUAGAAAAAGGCUGGGAUAAGAAACCAGGUGUUAAAAUAGUUUUUGGAAGGUGGCAAGACAUUCUAGAUCAGCUUGAAACAUAUGAUGGCAUAUUUUUUGAUACGUUCGGCGAAUUUUAUCAAGACUUACGCGAGUUUCACGAAGAAGUAGUCAAUUUUCUUAGGUCCGACGGAACAUAUUCAUUUUUUAAUGGUUUAGGUGCAACAAAUGCAUUUUUCCAUGAUGUUUAUUGUCGGAUUGCCGAAAUGCACCUGGCCGGAGUGGGACUACAAACGGAAUUUAUAGAGAUCCCCAUGGAUCCUUCUGAGGAAGGAAUUUGGGAAGGCAUCAAGAGUCGUUAUUGGACAUUGGAUACCUAUCGGUUGCCAAUUUGUCGAUUCUUGUCGUGA
Molecule: messenger RNA, 1011 nt
Organism: Acaulospora colombiana
Lineage: Eukaryota; Fungi; Glomeromycota; Glomeromycetes; Diversisporales; Acaulosporaceae
Source: the annotation of a GenBank genome assembly